Molecule: messenger RNA, 1013 nt
Organism: Tripterygium wilfordii
Lineage: Eukaryota; Viridiplantae; Streptophyta; Magnoliopsida; Celastrales; Celastraceae
Product: salicylic acid-binding protein 2-like
Exons: 3
Coding region: 47-850 (267 amino acids)
Biological process (GO): jasmonic acid metabolic process; salicylic acid metabolic process
Molecular function (GO): methyl jasmonate esterase activity; methyl indole-3-acetate esterase activity; methyl salicylate esterase activity
Source: RefSeq, a predicted model, not a curated record
GACAGACGCAUAGAUAAACAAAUUGAUAAGCUGGAAAAACAAAUUAAUGGCGAAUACAGCAAGUGUUGUGUUCCAUUUUGUUCUAGUGCACGGUGUAUGCCAUGGAGCUUGGAGUUGGUACAAGGUGAAACCACAACUAGAGGCUGCCGGCCACCGUGUCACCGCCUUCGACCUCGCCGCCUCUGGCAUAAACAAUCAGUCAAUCGAGGAUGUUGGUUCGUUUCAUGAGUACAGUAAGCCUUUGCUGGAGAUCUUGGCAUCAAUUCCUAGUGACGAGAAGGUUAUACUAGUUGGACACAGCCUUGGAGGUCUAAAUGUGGCUCUAGGCAUGGACUAUUUCCCUCAUAAGAUCUCAGUGGCUGUGUUUGUUUCAGCCUUCAUGCCUGAUACCACACAUCAGUCUUCAUAUGUUUUGGAUAAGCUGGCGGAGACGGCUCCAGCAGACCCAGCAGAUUUCUGGCAGGACACCCAAUUUGUAAACUACAGCAACUCUGAUCCACCUCUCAUGUCAUUACUUUUUGGGCCUAAGUUCUUGGCAUCCAACCUCUAUCAGCUCUCCCCUGUCGAGGAUCUUGAAUUGGCAAAGGUUUUGGUAAGGCCAGGACCAUCGUUUCAAACAGGUUUUGCGAAGGGGGACAAGUAUUCUAAUGAAGGUUAUGGGGCAGUAACAAGGGUGUAUGUGGUAUGCGAUGAAGACAAAGUAAUUCCUGUGGAUUUCCAGCGCUGGAUGAUCCAGAAUUAUCCAGUCAGAGAAGUGAGGGAGAUCAAUGGUGCAGAUCAUAUGGCUAUGAAUUCCAAGCCAAAACAACUCUCUCGUCACCUCUUAGAGAUAGCCCAUAAGUGUUCCUAAUUGGGCUAUGGCCCAGCAUACUGAGAGCCCAUGUAAGAAACAUGUCCUUUUUUUAUUAAGUUACCUCUAUGAGAUACUACAUACAUAAGUGUCAUAUGAAUAAACAGUAUCAUUUUUAAAUAAAAAAAAAAUAAAUAAAUUCUGCUUAAACCAUGCACCAUGA